AAAAAUGAUUAGUGUUUAACCACCGUAGUCGUAUUUAGAAUUGGGAGUUGCAGAUUCAAGCUUAGUGAGUGACUGAAACAUAAUCUCUUGAGAAAAUCCACCCCAUUAAACCUGAAAUAAAGAGAAAAAGAUUUCAAAUGUGUUCCAGAAAUUAUGCAGAAGUCGGGCUUCCAUUCCAAGACAUCGACGGAGAGAUUCCCGCCGAAAUCGGAAUCUGCAGGUUCUCGGGCUUCCCCGCACCAUCGAAAGGCUUCAGAAGCUCCAAGUAUUGUCGCUCUACACCACAAUGCUAUCCGGCGAGAUUCCCGCGGACAUUGGCAUUUGCUCGGAGCUCAUGGACGUGUACUCGGGGUCGCUGCCGCCGGAAAUAGGGAAGCUCCAGAAUCUGCUGGUGUGGCAGAAUAAUUUGGCGGGCUACAUUCCGGAACAAAUUGGGAGCUGCAUGAGUUUGACAGUCACAGUGGAGGAGAAGAGAGAGAAAGGGGUUGGGAAAGGGUAAGAACGAAGAAAAAUGGAGGAGAAAGGGUUUCAACAAUUUUUUUAUUUUAAUUCUAAGCGGGUUUGGGUCAGGGUGCAGAUUGGAUUUGGGUCGGGGGCAACCCAAGUUUUUGUGUAAAAACAAAUACAAAAUCCAAAAUUUUGUCGCCUUCUCUACUUAUAAACGCAGAUUAGUAAUACUUCUCUGCCAGAAAAUAUUAAGAUACCAUCUCUGUGUCAUUGACCUCGGAUUAUUCGGCUCCUCUCUCUCCAGAAUCAUCUUGCCUCGUUGUUUGAGGUCUCCCCCUAUAAGAAAAAGGCAUUUGGGUGUUUUUUACUUGUGGGGAGAGGCUGCUGGUUCGCGAAGCCAGCUCAACUUCUGCGAGCUUGGGGACCUCUCUCGUAGUACAUUUUGGGUGGUGGGUGUUAAAUUUUUUGAUAUCCCUGUGAUUAAUAACAGGGUUUUCUGAAGACAUUGAGAGGGUCAGUAGUUUUAAGGGAUUGAAGUUAUCAACAGGGCAAGUAGAUUUUGUGAAGGUGUAAAGGGGGUAAAGCGGGGAAGGGGGGUUUCAGGGGUUGGAGUUGAGUGUUGACAGUAGCCAUGGGUGCUGCUUGUUGCUGUUUGAGGGAUGAAUUUGAGGAUCUUGCUAAUCCAAACAACCCAAUGUACAGCAACUGCAUAUGCCUUCGUUGCUUCCUUCAGAAUUUUGUGCAUAUGUAUGCAUCUCUGUUUGAUAGAGGGGAAGAGCAUGCCUUAUCCUCAUCCACUCAGGGAGCAUCAUCUUUAAAUCCUAUGGUAUCUCUUGAUAAUUCCCUAGCUGAGAUGUACCGCUCUCCUCCAAGACCUCUUCCCUAUGAUGCAGAUCCAAGAAGCUUCCGCUUGCAACAGCUUGAUAGGCUGGUCUCGAGAAGAGAGAAAGGGUCGGGUCAUUCGCAUGAUGAAAGUGAGCCAUUGAGAACUAGCGGAGCAGAUGAGCAAUCAGAACUCUUGAGUAACAAAAACAAAUGGAAUGAGUUUGCAUGUGAAGAAGGAUCAAAAGAUUAUAAUUCAAGAUUAUCAUUCAAGCUCUCAAACUCCAAAAUGGCAACAGGAUUUGCUCAUAUUUAUGCUUCGCCAGAAGAGGAAGAUGUUUGCCCCACAUGUCUUGAAGAAUAUACUACAGAAAACCCAAAAAUAAUUACAGAAUGUUCUCACCAUUACCAUCUUGGAUGUAUAUAUGAGUGGAUGGAGAGAAGCGACAAAUGUCCCGUUUGUGGGAAGGUGAUGGCGUUCAAUGAGACGACGUGAUAUAUAUUCGUGAAGUUCUUGUCGUGGAUGAAACCAACACCAAGGCGAGGAAUAACAACGAGGCCAAGAAAAAUGUAGAACACACCUUGCUAGAAUUGAUUUGAGUCUUUGUAAGCUGAUUUAAUUCAGCAUAAACACCCAUUGGCUUAUAAUAAUUUUUCCUCCAAAUUACUUCCUCUACUGUAAUUGUAUAGUGUACAGGUCUUUUUGGCUAUUGUUUUCAUAAAGAAAGCAUAAAUCCAUAAUCAGAUUAAAUAGUUUGGAGAA
Molecule: messenger RNA, 2032 nt
Organism: Salvia miltiorrhiza (redroot sage)
Lineage: Eukaryota; Viridiplantae; Streptophyta; Magnoliopsida; Lamiales; Lamiaceae
Product: E3 ubiquitin-protein ligase At3g02290-like
Exons: 5
Coding region: 1079-1765 (228 amino acids)
Molecular function (GO): ubiquitin-protein transferase activity
Source: RefSeq, a predicted model, not a curated record